GGCAAACAUGAAUCAAUUACGAGUAAUGAUUGAGUCCAUUAUUUGUUGCUCAAAACAUCUGUGUUAUGCAUUUCUUGUACUCCUGUGGAGGAGAGUCUACAUACGGGUUCUAGCAACUAAUCUAUGUGAGACGUGGCCUUUGUUGGCGCAUCUAGUACUUUGUAGCUCCAUUUGGCAUCGAAAAAUGUAAAUCGGCCCUCUCAACACAAGAGCGUCUUGUCGUAAAGCGGUGGGCUUCAGUGUCUAUAUACUCAUCUCUCUGACUAGUCAGGAAGAUUAAAUCCAAGGAUGUGGUGUCGUUCUUGAAGUCUUCCAUUUCAGCUCUGUUCAGAAUUGGAGGGUCGGCUCUCCAAAAGUGACAAGUCACAGAGAAAAAGUUCAACGUUUUCUCGUGGAAUAAGGGUGCGACAUAAUCUAUGGUUUCAAUUUGCACGGCACGUCAUAAGUAGGUCACUUUGAAGCAGGUAUCAAACGUUUUGUGAAAUAACCUUAAGAAUUUUUCGACGAAGAAGCGGACAAGAGUAAACGACGAGUAGAACACACUUCAGCGACAAAUAACAUGGAAAAUGAACUGAAUGGAUCUGCUGCUAACCCAAAUGCAACGGAGUCUUAUUCAGAGUCUUAUUUCGAGGCUUAUUUGGAGCCUCUACCGCUCAAGAUAUUUCGCUUUGUAAUCUACGCUGUAAUCAUCGUGUUUGCAUUGGUGGGUAAUGUAGCCGUGUGUAUUAUUUCAAGUCGCACUCGUCGCCUUCAGACAAGCACGUAUUGUUUAGUUAUGAACUUAGCCAUUUCUGACAUCGGAUCUGUGCUUUGCCUCCCGUUCUUGUUACCUGAACUCUUUGUUGGAAACUGGCUGAUGGGGGAAGCCAUGUGCAAACUACUCAAACCCAGCGUUGUGGUGUUUAACUUUGUAACAACGAACACGUUGGUGGCCAUAGCAUGUGAUCGUUUUCGCGCCGUGGUAUUCCCGUUCGUCAUGCGACCGUCAAAGUCAGAAACACGCUUAAUCAUCGCAAUACUUUGGCUCGUCGCUUUUCUUUUUUCUUUGCCUUCGUAUGGUGCUAUGACUGUCAUGGAUUUUCCAGAAAGCCCUGGCUUCUACUACUGUUUGGAUGUUUUCUCAUACGACUUGGAAAAAGACACUUUCUACCGUCGCAUUUACACAAUAACAAUGUACGCCGUGAAUGCUCUUCUUCCAGUACUCGCCAUCUCGGGGCUGUAUCUUAAAAUCACAGCAACUUUAAAACAUUUUCGCCUCAUACCAGAGGCACUGAGGCCCAAUCGUUCAUGCUCACUCAACACCUCUCCCAAUUCGAGUCCGCGCUCUUCAGUGGUAAAUACCAACAAGCUGAACAUGAAUCCCGCAGGCGCAGUAAGGAGGCAGAUGAUGGAGAGGAAAUUUCUCAAGAUGUUAAUGACUGUGCUGCUUGUUUACGUACUGUGUUACCUUCCUUUCCAAACUUUGUACCUCGUUUACGAGUUUAAUCCAGAUCUGGCAUAUCUAAGCUACUUACAGCCACUUUCAGAGUAUUUAUACUUGAUUGUGUGGCUUCCGAACGCUCUGAAUCCAGUUUGCUACGGUUGUUUAAACCAACAAUACAAGAGAGCGUUUAAAGCGUUGAUAUCUAAACCUCGAAAAUAUUUGCAGUCAUUCAGAUCGCGGCGGACUUUUUCAACAAGAACUAAUACCUUGGCUGGAGUGAAAAUUCGGUGAACUACUGCAGCUAAGCGGGGAGGGGGGGGGGGUUAGAAAGAAAGACGAGAUAUUUAUUUUAAAAAUAUGAAAAUAUAACUCCGUACAUUAUCUGCAUUUCCUUUGGGUGUGCUUCUUCAUAUUAAAACACGCAACGUUCUUAAGUUACCCGGCGUCUAAUGCUUAUGGCUAUCGUAACGGUGGCAACGACUUAAGACUGGCUGUCAAAUCAAGCGACACCACGGUACUCGAAAAAACCAACGCUUGUACUUAUCCAGUUUCAUAGUUCAUAAUAAGAGAAAGGCAGCAAAAAGGAAUAUGAUAUGUAUAGUUUUGAUCUGUAUUUAUGAACGAUAGAAUGCUGCAAUAAUUCGAUUAUUUAUAAAUAUUAUGGUAUGAUGAAAAAAGACAUAUUGUACAAUGAAAAUACACCUUACGUGCAUACAUGUACAUAAAGAUUUACUUCAUAGUAUAGCAUUGUGAUAACGAUUAAAGCAAUGCGUUUGCUUUUUGUCUCUAAAAUGAAAAUAAAGCAAUUUAAAG
Messenger RNA from Stylophora pistillata, 2236 nucleotides. Its product is annotated as RNA-binding protein 41. Gene Ontology annotation, biological process: mRNA splicing, via spliceosome. Gene Ontology annotation, cellular component: U12-type spliceosomal complex. The record is from RefSeq and is a predicted model, not a curated record. NCBI's taxonomy places the organism in Eukaryota, Metazoa, Cnidaria, Anthozoa, Scleractinia, Pocilloporidae. Gene Ontology annotation, molecular function: U12 snRNA binding; pre-mRNA intronic binding.